This is a messenger RNA of Phragmites australis (common reed), 2689 nucleotides long. RefSeq names its product glycosyltransferase BC10-like. Bases 757 to 1845 code for a protein of 362 amino acids. Lineage: Eukaryota; Viridiplantae; Streptophyta; Magnoliopsida; Poales; Poaceae. Gene Ontology annotation, molecular function: glycosyltransferase activity. Gene Ontology annotation, cellular component: membrane. The record is from RefSeq and is a predicted model, not a curated record. The transcript is spliced from 2 exons.
CCACUAAGCACCCCUAAUGGCGUCAUCGAUUAAUUGCAUCGCCCGCCCCUAAUUAACUCGAAGGUCGGGCCCACCGUCCCGUUAGAGCGACGAGCAGGCCCCGGAUUUAACCGCCCAUCGUCCUCCUCCGCCGCCUCACUCUCCUCCUGCUCCGUUCCCAUUCCGCCUCCCCCGUUUCGUCCCUCCCCUGCUCGGCGCGACCCAGAGAUCUGUCGCUGGCUACCUCCUCCGCGCCGGGUCGCGCUCUCGGAUCCGCCAUUCCCCAUUCCGCUCCGGGUUUGGCUUUGGCCCCGUUUGGGUUCUUGGCUCGGCUGUUCUUGGCCCUGGGUCGUUCUCGCGGUUUGCGGAUCUUGCCCCAGGCUGGGAUGGCCGGGGUUUGAUCGGGUUGGAGCCUAGAGGCGCGGUGCCAUUGGCCAUUUCUGGAGGAAUCAGCUACUCGAUUCCUUCGGUUGCUCUGGUUCUUGCUAUAGAGCAGGAAAUCUCCCGAUUGUUCUUUUUGUCGUGUUUCAAUCGCCUUGGUAGCUUGUCCCUAAAUCGCAAGAUCCAGUUCGCCGGGCGUUUUCGUCGUUCCUAAUUUGAAGGAGACUGUCUCCAUCAAUCGCUCUCAAUCUCUUCUUCUUUUUCCCUUGGAGGAAAAAAAAUCUGAUCUCUGCCCCCCACCAAACCACGCACCCAAGAUCCGCUGCAUUGGCCGCGAGCUGCUCGCAUUCUGCGAAUCCUAGUCCAAGAGGCAGGUGCGGCAGCCGCUGGCCGGAGAUGAUGUCGCCGGCGACGGCGUACACCUCGCCGUUUGUGCUCUCCGUGCUCCUGCUCGUCUCCAUCCCGGUCGUCUUCCUCCUCGGGCCUCGCCUCCUCCCGCCCAAGAUGCUCCCUGCCAUCCCGGACGCCGACGAGUCGGAUGACCUCGCCCUCUUCCGCCGCGCCAUCCUCUCCUCCUCCUCGGCAACUCCGAUGCCCUCCGCGGCCUCCUACUUCUUCCGACGCCGCCCCGCUCCCAAGGUCGCCUUCCUCUUCCUCACAAACUCGGACCUCGUCUUCUCCCCGCUCUGGGAGAAGUUCUUCCGCGGCCACCACCACCUCUUCAACCUCUACGUCCACGCCGACCCCUACUCCGUCCUCGAGCUGCCGCCCACGCCCUCCUUCCGCGGCCGCUUCGUCCCCGCCAAGGCCACGCAGCGUGCCUCCCCCACUCUCAUCUCCGCCGCACGCCGCCUCCUCGCCACCGCGCUCCUCGACGACCCCUCCAACCAGUUCUUUGCGCUCCUGUCGCAGUCCUGCAUCCCGCUCCACCCUUUCCCCACUCUCUACAACGCACUCCUCUCUGACAAUGCCGGCCCUCAUGGCCGCCACCGCAGCUUCAUAGAUAUAAUGGACAACAUGGACAACGAUGCCACGCUGCUGCACGACAGGUACUAUGCCCGAGGUGAUGAUGUGAUGCUCCCGGAGGUGCCAUAUGAUCAGUUCCGUGCCGGGUCGCAGUUCUUUGUGCUGACCAGGAGGCAUGCCAUCAUGGUUGUGAGGGAUAUGAGGCUGUGGAAGAAAUUCAAGCAGCCCUGUCUGAUCAAGCGCAGGGAUUCAUGCUACCCGGAGGAGCAUUACUUCCCCACGUUGCUGGAUAUGCAGGAUCCUGAGGGUUGCACCAAGUAUACCUUGACAAGGGUAAACUGGACGGAUUCAGUUGCGGGCCACCCACACAUGUACCAGCCUGGUGAGGUAUCGGCACACCUGAUCAGGGAGCUGAGGAAGUCGAAUGGAACAUAUUCAUACAUGUUUGCUCGCAAGUUUGCCCCUGAGUGCCUUGAGCCGCUGAUGGAGAUUGCAGACUCAGUCAUCCUACGUGACUAGGCCAUCAGCAACCCCCAUUUGGGGGUGUUGGAGUUUGUACACUGAGAUGAAUUGAGACAUUUCCUUCGUUUGGUAGUUGUUUCUGUGUGUAGUGGAAGAAAUUCUCAUGAGGGCCCUACACCACAACCGUUGCAUUAUGAUCUAAGUCACAAGCAGGUCAUGCUAGAUUUAAUGUACAUUGAUAUUCCUUACUGUCUGUUUCUUUAUUCUGUCAAACCUGCAAUGCCUUGUAUUGUGAUCUCAGUAAGAGAAUACAUUUUUGUGGCUGAUACUUCAGUCGUUCAUAUGCUAGAUCCAAUGCAAUGUUCAUUGUUACGACCUAUGGAAAUCCUUACCGUCUAUUUCUUGAUUCUUUUGAAUCUUUGCUCAUGUAAUUUGCUCGACCACAUUGUAAUGCACUGUCAAUGCUUCCAUGGUUCUGCGGAACUUGCUAUUCUUGUUUCAGGUAUCGAAGAAUGUUAAGCGCAAUGCAAUUUUGCUUUCACUCCAGGGCUGUGAUCGGAUGGAGAAACAAGAAGUUGUCCAUCUCUGCUCUCCAAAACCUUCUUGAGGAACAACGUAUGCCCUUCUUGCCCAGUUUAUUACCUGGAGACGUGGUGCUGCUCGGAGAGUAUGGCAUGGCUACAAAUUGUCUAUGUGAGUACACUGUUGGAACGUGACACUUUGUUGGCAAGUAAUAGUGCAGUAGUUAGUGCAAUCAUCCUAUGUGUUACAUGGAGGCACACUGUCAAUACGAUGGAUUGUAAAUUCUGUUGAAUAUAUACCAAUCAUGCAGCUUACUGUAAUCCUCUUUUGAUGGUUUAGCCUGUGCUAAUGCCAUGGUGUUGUUGCCUUGUUUUUUUAA